Messenger RNA from Loxodonta africana (African savanna elephant), 3282 nucleotides. RefSeq names its product F11 receptor (gene F11R). Gene Ontology annotation, biological process: establishment of endothelial intestinal barrier; cell adhesion; intestinal absorption. The coding region runs from base 125 to 1258 and encodes 377 amino acids. The transcript is spliced from 9 exons. NCBI's taxonomy places the organism in Eukaryota, Metazoa, Chordata, Mammalia, Proboscidea, Elephantidae. Gene Ontology annotation, cellular component: bicellular tight junction. The record is from RefSeq and is a predicted model, not a curated record.
GCGGGGAGGGGCGCGCCGGGAGGGGCUCAACCUGGCGGCUGGAGCGUAGUGCGGGAGCUGCAGUUCGCGAAGCGUAGUCUCUCCCUAGGGCUCCCGCGGCGGCUAGCGUAUCGGAAUCCUGAUCAUGGAGGGGACAAAAGCGAGAGCCGAGAGGCAACAGUUACUUCUCUUCACGUUGGCGAUCCUGUGCCCCCUGGCGUUGAGCAAGGGUUCAGUGUAUACUUCAGAAUCUGAAGUCAGAAUUGCUGAGAAUAAACCCGCCACGUUGUCUUGCUCCUACUCGGGCUUCUCCUCUCCCCGUGUGGAGUGGAAGUUUGUCCAAGGCGACACUACCAGCUUCGUUUGCUAUAACAGCAAAAUCAUAGCUUCUUAUGAGGACCGAGUUACCUUCUCACAGAAUGGCAUCACCUUCCGUUCUGUGACCCGGAAAGACACUGGGAUGUAUACUUGUAUGGUCUCUGAGGAAGGUGGCAACGACUACGGGGAGGUCAACAUCCAGCUCAUUGUGCUUGUGCCUCCAUCCAAGCCUACAGUCAACAUCCCCUCGUCUGCCACCAUCGGGAACCGGGUGGUGCUGACCUGCUCAGAGAAAGAUGGCUCCCCACCCUCUGAAUACUACUGGUUCAAGGAUGGGACACUGAUGCCUACAGAGCCCAAGAGCAGUCGUGCCUUCAGCAACUCUUCCUAUACCCUGGAUCAAAAGACAGGGGAGCUGAUCUUUGAUCCCUUGUCAGCCUUUGAUACCGGAGCUUACUCUUGUCAGGCACAGAAUGGGUUUGGGUCACCGGCGAUGUCUGAUGCUGUGCGCAUGGAAGCUGUGGAGCUGAAUGUGGGUGGCAUUGUAGCAGCUGUCCUUGUAACACUGAUCCUCCUUGGGGUCCUGAUUUUUGGCAUCUGGUUUGCCUAUAGCCGAGGCUACUUUGAGAGUAAGUAUUUGCCCCUAAAGGCUCUCCUUUGUAUCGUUCCAUUCCAGGGUAUGGUUUAUGGUCCUCAUUUGAGUUCUGGCCCAGAUACUAUGCCCAUGUGUUCUGGGGUUUUCUCCAGGAGUACCACUUGCCCCUCUAACAUAUAUCAACUGCUACAUACUAGCUCCCCCAUCUUCCUGUACCAUGCUGUCUUCUGUCCUGCUGACACUCACCAUCCCAUCUCUUCUCUUUCAGGAACAAAGAAAGGGAGUUCGGGUAAGAAGGUGAUUUACAGCCAGCCCACUGCUCGAAAUGAAGGGGAAUUCAGGCAGACCUCAUCAUUCCUGGUGUGAUCCUGGUCCAGCUCACCUCUUGUCCUCUGUGCUUGUCUCACUCAGGUGCUACUAGGCCCUGGCCCCUGGUGUGUAUGGUUUCACAGGAUGCCUUAUUUGCCUUCUAGUCCCAUCAGGGACCCCACUUUUGUCUUAGUUAGGAUGUGGUUUUUUUUUUUUUUUUUCAAUAAUGUCAGUUACGUGCCUCUUCUUCCUUCAUGCCUCCCUUCCUUUCCUGCCCCUGCUGAGUGUCAAGCUUUCAGUCCCCAACCCCAUGUGGAGUCAGGCCAGAGUCAUGAGUGAUGCUUGGCGACUUCUCUUCUAAGUAGAUAGCAAGAGUGGCCAGGAUCCCAGGAAUAUGCUGCGAUCACUGUCCACUUAGUAUGUCAUGGACUUUGAAUAGCGAUCUUGAGCCUAGUUUCUGAGCUCUUUUCUCCAGUACUGAGCUGUUCUAGAAUGGAGACUGAAGACUGGAGCUGCUGAAGUGGUUGUUUGGUGAUGAUGGCAUCAAGUCUCUCUGCAUCCAGAGCCCACACUCUCUUCUGUCUUCCCAUGGGAGUGCCACUGGAAUCCUCCUGCACCAUCCUCCUCCUGAACACAGACAGACUGACAGGCCAUGGCUGUAGGGGAAACUGGAGCUUUUAUUGGCGAGCACAGUCAGCUUCCGGGGAACAUGAAGUGAAAAAGUUUUAAAACCACUGUUCUAAAGAGAACAAAGCUGGAGCUGGUAGCUCAAACCAAUGCCCUCCCUUCCACUGGAACAGUUGGGCAGACCCAUGGAAGACAUGUCCGUAGGGCUCUGGGGAUGAGUGUGCGAUUGUAUGUGUGUGUGUGUGUGUGUGGUCUUAGCUCUGUGCUGAGAUCAUGUGUGUGUUGGAGGGCUUCUUUGCUCUUUGAUGAGAUUGUGUGUGUCUGUAUGUACCUGGAUGUUCCUGGAAAUAAAAACUUGGUUUGUCCAAGAUUUUUGUUGUGGGGAGCAGGGAAAACGAGAUUUUUGAGGGUUCCUGGGCUCCUCCUUUGUACAAGCAGUAAAAUGCCUCAAAGCUGUACUUCCUAGCAACCUGGGGCUGUCCUGCCUCCCGUGCCACCACUUCCCGGAUCCUAGUUUAGGGCAGAGCUUCAGAACUCCCUUGUGGCCUCUGUGGCCAGGCCUUCCUUUGCUGGAGGUGGGUACCAGGGUGAAGCUGAUGGUUUGGGGGUUCUACGUGGCCUGUUCCACUGAAAGAGAGGAUGAAGUGAAGUACCGACCCACCCUCCUGCCCAACCAGGCGCCUUAAUGGAUUUCUCUAAGGCCACACUAAGAAGUGCUCCAGAGCCUGAGGCAGGGGGAUUGCUCAGAUCAUGUGGAGAAGUAGACUUCUUUAGGGGAGUGGGAGUCUGAGGUGGGUGGACAGUGUGCGAGAGCGGAAAUAAGCAGGAAAAUGACUGUCAUUGCAUUUUCCCUUAACCUUCUGUUUACUUGUCCACUACAAUCUCUGAACACAUUUCCAAAUCUAUUUAUUAACUAGCAAGAGGGAAAAUAAGGGAUCCUGUUGGGUUGAUUUUGCUUGUUUCUUUCUGUGGAGGAUACUCAACGUGCCACAUUGCCAUAAUCCGUUCCCCUACCUGGAAAUCCCUAACUGAUUGAGUUUGCAUUUUCUAUCAAGGAUCCAAAAGGAAAAACAAAUCAAACCAUCGGUAAGGGUCACACACCAAUAAAAAAUGAAAUUUCCAGAGAAAUAAAAUCCAAUUAAACAACAAAAGUAGAGAUUAUGGAAUGGUUCAGUAAGAAGGAGAUUUUUAAAGUAUGUUUCAGUUGUGCAUCAUGGUUGGAGGACGGGGUGGGAGGGAUGUGCAGAAAGUCCACAGGGAAGCAGACGUGACUCAUUGCCUCUUAAGUCUGAGGUGAAUGGUUCCUCAGUGUAGGUCACUUGGGAUGAGUAUGAGUCGGUUAUUACCUUGGAAUUGCCUCCAGCUUACAACAGCCCUUUUGAGUUGGAAAACACCUUGUCUGCUUUCAUUUUAGAAUGUUAUAACUAAUUUUUGUAAUAAACGUUUAUUUUUCA